Cynara cardunculus var. scolymus (artichoke) is the source of this 1471-nucleotide messenger RNA. Its product is annotated as patatin-like protein 6. The record is from RefSeq and is a predicted model, not a curated record. NCBI's taxonomy places the organism in Eukaryota, Viridiplantae, Streptophyta, Magnoliopsida, Asterales, Asteraceae. Gene Ontology annotation, biological process: lipid metabolic process. The transcript has 2 exons. The coding region runs from base 1 to 1203 and encodes 400 amino acids.
AUGGACCAACUCACCUCUGAGAUCUUUUCCAUUCUUGAAAACAAUUUCUUGUUUCCUUCACCCGCUAAACAACCACCUAUCAACUCCUCCUCCGCCGCCGGAAAAGUCAGGGUUCUCUCUAUCGACGGUGGUGGCGCUACUGAUGGUGUCUUAGCUGCCAACUCAAUUCUACAUCUUGAGUCAUCUCUCCGACGUAAAUCUGGAAUUCCCGACGCCUGCAUUUCCGACUUCUUCGACGUCGUUGCCGGGUCCGGUAUUGGUGGCGUUCUCGCCGCGCUCUUGUUUACAAGAGGGAAAGACGGUGGACCGCUUUUCACCACCGACGAGGCGUUGAGAUUUGUUGCUGAAAAGGGGACCAAACUUUCUCGUUUUUCUAAACAAGGGAUUUUCCGGCGGAUUCUCAGGUCUCCGGCGAAGGGAGCUAAGGUGUUUCGUCGGACGUUUGGGGAUUUAUCGUUGAAGGACACUGUAAAGGCGGUUUUGAUCCCUUGUUACGAUCUCACCACAGGUGCGCCUUUUGUGUUUUCUCGUGCGGAUGCUGUGGAAAUGGACGGUUGCGAUUUCAAGAUGAGUGACGUCUGUGCUGCCACGACGGCAGUUAGUGGGCCUAUCGCGACGGUGUCGGUGGAUCGGAGAACAAAGAUCGCCGCCGUUACUGGUGAGCUUGCGAUGAACAAUCCGACGGCAAUGGCGAUCACCCACAUCCUCAAUAACAAGCAAGAGUUUCCGUUGUGUAACAGUGUCGAAGACUUGCUUGUGGUGUCACUAGGCAACGGAGAACCGUUCUGUGGUGUCGCCGGGAAUCAGACGCCGUCCCGGACGGCGUUUGUUAAGAUCGUCGGAGAAACAGUUUCGGACACGGUUGAUCAAGCGGUAUCGAUGGCAUUUGGGAAAUCUCGAACGACUAAUUACGCUCGUAUUCAAGCAAAUAAGGGUUAUAUAAAUACCGAACACCAAAAAGAUAUGUUAAAAAUGACGGAUCAAAUGUUGGCACAAAGAAGCGUAGAAUCAGUAUUAUUUCAAGGGAAGAAGUGCAACAACACCAAUUUGGAUAAGUUGGAGCUUUUCGCAACGGAAAUUGUUAAGGAAACCGAAAGACGGAAAACAGAUAUAUUACCUGUCGUUGUGUUAAGACAAACAACUACACCGUCCUCGCCACGAACAUCCUCUGCUACGACCUUAUCUGUCACGUCUUCAAAUUAGUUUUUGGAUUUGCUACGUUUUGGAAAUGCAGUCGAUAUUGUUGAGGGAGAUAGUGAUUGUGCUUGGUUACAAAUCCCGAAUUACGGAGAUUUUUUUCUUAAUGUUUGAGGUUUGUGUUUUAGUGUAUAACCGUUAUGAUAUAUAACGGUUUAAUUGUGCAUAUAUAAAGAUUCGAGGGUUUGUAAUGAGGGUUUUUUGUUCGGUCCCAAGAAGAUCUAAUUUGUAGUUAUGUAAUACGAGUGAUAAAAAUGUAUUUCUCCGGACCAAA